CUGAAAAUGUUGCCAUCAAUUAAUUUACUCUUUUAUAAUAGCAUACAUCUAGUAAAAUGGCUUAUAAGGAUAUAGUACCAAUUGGAUCUAGUUUGAUUAUCGCCGCGGCUUCUUUUGGAUUAGGGGCUGUUUACGGAAACUGGCCAUAUGAUUUGAAUACCCUUUUCAUUCAUGACCCCACUGGUAACAGUUUCAAUGUAUCAUUAGCUCAUUACAUGGUUUGGGCCAAUGCUCCAAACUACAUCCAUCACACUCUUCAUGCUGUGUUUGGGUUUGGUCUUCUUGGAUGUUUUAUUAAGUUGUACAAGCCUGAUGAAGAAGCCAAGUAUUUUGAAUAUGGAUCUCUUGGUCUUUUGAUGGUUUCCAUCAUUAUUUAUUUGACCAACCUUAGAACUGGUAUCAAUAGUUGUGUUGUUGGAAACUGGGGUGAUGUUGACAUGGCCACUGGUAUCAAUGUCAUGGCUGCCUCACAAAUCAUGAUUGUUUUGGCCUUGGUUGGUGUUUUAUUCUUACAAGGUGGAUUAUAUUAUGCUCAAUGGUAUGAUAACAAGAUUAAGGUUGAAUUUUAUGAAAGGGAAGCUGAACUUGCUGCUAAGGCCAGAGAAACUGCUGCUGCUUCUCCUUCUGCUACUGAAGUCAAAGUUGAUGUCACCAAGGUUGAACCUACAUCAAAGACAACCACCACUGGAUCUGCCAAGUCUAACUCCAAGGCUAAGAAGAGAACCAAAUAAGAC
Molecule: messenger RNA, 734 nt
Organism: [Candida] anglica
Lineage: Eukaryota; Fungi; Ascomycota; Pichiomycetes; Serinales; Debaryomycetaceae
Source: the annotation of a GenBank genome assembly